AGUUGUUUCAUUGCGUUCUUUUCUCCUCUUUCUCCCCCAUAGUUCCUUUUUUGUUCAUGCAUGCUUUUAUUAUUGACUAUCGGAUAAAAGACUCUGCUGACUUUUGGUUACUCACAAAUUCACAACAUCUAGUGACGAAUCGCUCAUCAGCAGCCCUCACCGCCUCUGGUCUCUAUCUGGUAAUUAACCGGCCCGAUGAGGCCUUUAACCUCCCUCUCCCUCCUUCUCUCUCUCUUUGGGGGGUGCCAUCGGAGUUGAGGCCGAGCGCGGGUCAGCUGGGCCAGGGUGGCUCUCGCAAGCACGCACGCAGGCUUAUCUCCGGCGGCAAUUCGAGCCCCUUUGGUCUACCAGAUCUCCAUAUCUUGAUGCCCUACUGUGCUUGUUCCAUCGAAAUUCUUGGUGGCUUUGUCCUCGAAGGUUCCAAUUUAAGCACAGAUCAACUGUCAGAUCCUUCACUUUGCCUCCCAGCCCUGGCGAACAAAGUGACUCAAAACAAUAGACGGAGGCGAAAGACCCAAGGGACCAGCCAAGCGCCCCUCACGGAUUUUGCCAUGGCCAUGGACCACCCGGUUUUCCAUGGGGGCGUACCACACGGUAACACCGGGACUUUGACUGGCCACCCGGGACUCGAUGUCCAUCGACCCCUGGGGCCUGGGGCCCAAACCCAACAAAGGCAACACAGCGACCUGAAGCAAAACACUUCCAACGUGGAAGAUGAUGCUUUAUCAAGACGGAGGAGGUUGGUCAUAAUGCAUGCGUAUUCAAAAACUGCCUUGUGCGAAGAAGGAGAUCGAAUCCUUUCGAAAGAUAGCUAUUUCCUUCUCAAACCACUGACUUCAUUUCCUCUACUACUUCCGGCACCUCGCACAGGUCGGAGUAUGAUUGAUAUGCGCUAUGUGUGCAGAGAACAAUGGUAUGAGUCUGGAGGACCACAGGCCACAGCCCAGUACCCGAUCUCGGCGCAGGUGGCCAAUGUUCGGAUGUGAAAUUCCAGGCGUGGAUCGGCAGCCGCCGCACGGUAGGGCGAUAUGUUAACUUUUGGUCCGGUCGGCCACUCUCCAGUA
Messenger RNA from Aspergillus fijiensis CBS 313.89, 1064 nucleotides. RefSeq lists its product as uncharacterized. The record is from RefSeq and is a predicted model, not a curated record. NCBI's taxonomy places the organism in Eukaryota, Fungi, Ascomycota, Eurotiomycetes, Eurotiales, Aspergillaceae. Bases 57 to 986 code for a protein of 309 amino acids. The transcript has a single exon.